AUGCCGCAGAGUGCCCUGGCGGAGUUGAAAUCCACAAUUCCCCAGCUCUGCGCCCCGGGAAAGGGUUUCCUUGCUGGCGACGUCGCCGCAGAGCCUGAUGUUCUUGAUAAACGCGUUGCGUACUUGGCAUUGUGCUUCGGUGCACCGGAUUUGAGCGAGUACGUCAGCGGAGUGAUCUUGGACUGGGAGAUGCUCUUCCGAAAUGACGCAACCGGGAAGCCGAUAGUCAGCGUCAUUACUGGGAAUGGCAUGGUUCCAGGUACCAAGGUGGACAAGGGCUACAACAAGAAGGGCAUGUGGAACACUAGCGUCGGGCCAUUGGGCCAGCCCGAAGUGCGUGCCGUUGGGCUCAAUGACCUUCAGGAGAGAUGCGCUGAAGCGUAUGCGAAGGGAGCUCGUUUCGCCAAGUGGCGCGACGUCCUCCAACUCCACUUCGAGGAGGGGUUGCCAAGUGGCGUUGCCAUUGCCACCCUGGCGCGCACCCUGGCGCGCUACGCUUCCAUUUGCCAGAGUGAGAAAUUGGUGCCUAUCGUUGCAAUUGAGGUUUUGCCCGAAGGAGAACACGACAUUUCUUAUUGCUCGGAAGUGACCGAGAAAGUGUUGGCAGCCCAGUUCAAGGCUUUCGCAGAUCACCACGUUUACCUGGAAGGCUGCCUCCUGAAGAUGAACAUGACUGGCCUGGAGCAGGACGGCGAGGAAGUAGCUACCAUGUACCUGAGCACGAUGAACAAGCUGUUCAGGGACAAGUUGCCCUGGCUCCUCUCCUUUUCGCAUGGCGAGUCUUUGCAGAAGACACACUUCGAGACCUGGCCUCGCCAGGAGAAGAUCAAGGAUGAUGCUCGGAUGGCGCUAAUAGCGAGGGCCAACGCAAACUUCGACGCAGUCAUGGGCAAGUGCACAGUGGAGAGGGGUUCAGACGAGGCGGCCGCCGAGCGGCGCAAAAUCAACGCGUCCUCGCGGCAGUCGGGCACGCACGGGCGCGAGCUGCUGCAGGGAGAGGCCGCUUGCAUCGCCGCAGUCAG
Messenger RNA from Prorocentrum cordatum, 1022 nucleotides. The record is from the annotation of a GenBank genome assembly. Lineage: Eukaryota; Dinophyceae; Prorocentrales; Prorocentraceae.